GGAUAUAUUGAGCAAUCAAUCUAGUUUAUAAUUUUAAAGGUAUAAUUCCUAUGUACUACGAACUGCGUUGUUGUUUUAUUGUUGUUUAUAGUAGCCAUUGCUUCAAAAUUCAGAGUUUGUACUUUCUUGAUUGUCUUUUUCAGAUGUUACCCUUUAUUCUCCUUGAAGAUGUCAAGUGUCAUGUUGACAUAAUGACAAAUUGAUAUUAACAAGUUAACAAUUUUUCAUUUAACAUCAGACCGACAUUUUUUUACUCUUAAUUGUAAAUCAAUUCAUCCCUUCUGGCGUAACAACCUUGUGACAUUAAUAGGGACAUAGCAACAGGUUAACUGGAUACCUGUAUGUGAUAUAAUUUAAUAUGACAAUGGUCUUUAGUAUUUGUCGCCAAAUAGAGAGAAAAAGACGAGAAAUAGCAAGUAUUGAUAUCUAUAGGCAUUAAGUUAAACACUCAAAAAUCAAGUAUAUAACGGUGUUUCGUAAACUGUAUUUAGAGAAAAAUUGAAGUAAGUUUGAUGAAUUGAAUAUUUUGUCUGGGCUUACGACUUUUGAAUUUUACAUGUUAACAUGCGGAAAGGCAAAACAACAACCACGUGCCUAAGUGAGAAUAAUGAUUUUAAUUGAUGUUUAUGAAAUUGAUGAUAAAAUCCAAUUUAUCAUUUGGCGAAAACUAAAGCAAUAAUACAAAUGACUACGUAAAACGUUACACCAUCAAAGAUGACAGUUUUAACAUGGAGGAUUACUUCUACAAGCUCGGCUUAUAGCUGAUUUUCUGCUUCAUUUAUUAUAGGUAUUUUAGGAAUUUCCUCAUAUUGUUUCAUAAAGAUAUGAAUUCUAAUUAUAAAUGUAUUUCUUAGGGAUAUGGUUUUCUCAUAGCAUUGCAUCUCUUCCUUUUGGACCAUUGUAUGGAAAUUAAAAUAUGUCACCAUUAACCGUUAAAACAACUUAAAUAAGAUUGUCGUUGAAAUAGUUAUUAAGAUACACGUAUUAUUAAUUAUAAUUGCCACCUCAUAUUUUGAGAUAAUUGAUGGAAGUAUUUGAGCUGUGAUUGACGAAGGAGCGAAGCUGGGCCUGAUGAGUAGACAUGUUAGAAAAAGAUGACACAAAACCCCAAAUGAUACGAUUACACUAUAUGAUAACAAACUUCAAAAUAAAAGGAGUAGAUUUCAUUUUGAUGGACAUAAAAAAGGAUCAUUACCUUAUCAGGGCUUAAAAUAAAGAGCCAUACGGACAUAUCUGUAUGGAAAGAGAUUACAGUAUAUGAUUCAGAAAAUUGGAGAUUCAUAGAUCCGAUGGGAUCAAAGGAAAUUGGGAUUGGUACCAUGACAACAAUAUCACGCCCAUAUUUGUAUGACUUGGAUUAUUAUUAUGUAAUACCAUAAGGCAAUGCAUUGAUUAUAAUAAGGAUAUAGUAUUUAAAGAAUAAUCUAUGAAUAAAAUACAUCUAUGGAUACUAUUUCUUUUACAAUCUAAUCCAAAAUGAAUUCAUAAAUGAGGAAAAUACUAUUAUACAUAAAACACAAACCAAAAUUCUAAAUUACUAGAAACAGAAAGUUGAAAACUUUACUCCGAUUUAUAGAGAAAUGAUGAUUUUAACAUGGGCAGAAUGUUAUGUAUCUUACGGGCCCCUGAAGUACAUUCAAGAUUAGGAAGGAUUUAAUAACACAAGGCAGACAUUAAGUGGAUUAAACAUCAAAACUUAAAAUGGUGAUUUCUUAUGGGAUUUGUCAGGAACCUUUGAGACAUCCCACAGGAAAACAUAAGAAUGGGUCAUUAAAGAAACAAAAUGGUUCCAAACGAAGACAUAAAUAUGCCAUUGGGAAGCAGAGAGCAGAUAAACACCCAACUGGAUCAAAACCUUAUAAACACUUGAAACAGAUUGAUAAACACCUCAGUUGCCAUAGCAUUCACAGAGAACACUCCUUUAUGAGCCUAUCGCCACAGGGACAACAUCAUCUGGAUGCUGAAUCUUUUCCUGAUCCUUUCUUCAGAGAUUUUGAAGAUUCACAUCUUAGAAAUUGUAAUCUUAAUGAAUAUCUUUCCAGAGACCCUGACUCAGGAAAUCCUUUAGUAAGACAUUCCACAUUUAAUGCAUCUCAACUUAAAGACUCUAAGAUGAGACUUCAAUCUCAAUAUAGAGAUUCCCAAUUUAGAGACUCUCAAUUUAGAGAUGCCCAAAUAAGAGACACUCAAUUUAGAGAUGCCCGAUUAAGAGACACUCAAUUUAGAGAUGCCCAAAUAAGAUACACUCAAUUUAGAGAUGCCCGAUUAAGAGACACUCAAUUAAGAGAUGCCCAAUUAAGAGACACUCAGCUCAGAAAAACUCAGCUUAGAGACACUCAUUUAAGAGACACUGAAUUUAGGGAUGCCAAAUUAAGAGACACUCAAUCAAGAGACAAUCAGUUUAGAGACACUCAUUUAAGAGACACUCAAUCUAAAGGACUUCAACUAACCAAAACAAAUCAUAAAGAUAUCCAAUAUAGAGAGCCUGAAUUCAGAAACCUCAAAAACUUUAGAUAUUCUCAUAGCCUAGAGAGGCAUGGAAAUAUUACAUAUCACCCAGAUCUUAGAAUGACAGUCUCAAAUUCUGGGCAACAUGUACAAAUAUGUCCCUCAGAACAAUGCUGGGCGUAUCCCCCCAAUGUAUACAAUGAGAAUGGAAUACAGUUGGAGGAUAUCUUAGACCAUUGGGAUCCUGAGACAUCAAGAAUAAGUGGUGCAUUCUCCAAGCAGUUCUGGCUCCAGUAUGAAGAGUACUGCUUCAGCUAUAGGACAAUAAAACAACUGCUCCGAUGUAAGCGAGAAAAUGAUGAUGAAUUUGCCCAGUUCUGCCGAUUAAGAAGAGGCGUUACAAAACAUUCUCUCAAUUCGCUCUUGCUUCAACCAGUACAAAGAAUCCCAGAAUAUGACCACUAUCUGAGUGAUCUCUUAGAUGAGACUGAUCACAAUCACCCCGAUUAUGAGGAACUAAGCAGAGCUGCUACCAAAGUACAAAAUAUGGUGAAGGAGAGAGGAGAUGAGGUGAACUUUGCAGAGAAUGAGUUCAAAGUUGAGAAUGUCCAGGAUCGUUUCCCCAAUGACAACCUUGGCCUUCAGUCAGCCAGGGAGGCUAUUGCCUCACAUGCUCCACCCUCAAAGAGUAGAUCCAUGAGUAGGAGAAAGUCGGCCCCCAGUGCUGUGCUGCUGAAGACACUGAGUGGCAAAAAACACAGUAGUGCUAACUUUGCUAGCAGUCUGAAUUCUUCAAACACAUCCCUACCUGAGACAGUGAGCCCAAGGGGUUUCGGGGGACAUGCCUUGGAUAUCAACAGGACGUAUGUCACAGAGGGACCAGUGCAAUUCACAACGGGUCUGCAGACGCAGGAACGCUACCUCUUUCUUUUCAAUGACCUGCUACUUAUCGCAAAACAAAAAUCCAGUACAGCGUUUAAACUAAAACAUAGGAUUCGAGUACGUGAAAUGUGGACAGCGUCUUGCCUUGACGAAGUUUGCGAAUCCCACAAGACACAUGAUAAGUCCUUUGUGAUUGGCUGGCCAACAACAAACGUCGUGGCGACAUUCUCGACACCAGAGCUCAAAGAAACCUGGGAAAAUAAACUUAAACAACAAAUUGCUGAUGAGAAGGCAAAAGAGGAACCAAAGACCAUCACACUGAAGGUGCUCAAUAAAGAUAUGGACACGUUCCCCUCGCAACGAUCGUUUAUCGUCAGCAAUACAGAUGAGUCGAGGGAAUGCGUCAAGCUUUGUAUGCAACAUUUCGAAAUACAGGAGGGGUCAGAAGACUAUCAACUAUGGGUCGUAUCUGGGAAGGAAGAUUCUCCAUAUCCGCUCAUAGGUCAUGAACACCCAUAUUCCAUUAAGAUGAGCCAUGUGCGCGAUGGCAACAAAAAUGAAGAAGUGACGUCAUCAACUGAUCUUGAUAGCAGUGACAAGAUGGCGCCACAAUGUCAGUUUAUUCUCCGAAAAGCCAAGAAAGCCCCAAUGAAAUUAAGUCUGGAAGACUCGGGAAGUGGAGGAAAGCGGGGAACGAAGAAAAAAGGAAAAUCACCAAAUUUUUUACGAUUAUUUAAAUCGAAGAAGGAUGAAUCCGAGCCUACUUCUCCAGGACCUGCAGGGAAAUUGUUCGAACAUAAGCUGACAGAUGUAUGCAUUGAAGAAUGUCUUCCAAAACCAAUCAUUGAUAUGCUGUUUCAACUUUAUCAUGUCGGCCCCACUACUGAUGGUAUCUUCAGGAAAGGAGCCAAUCAGAGAAAAGUACGAGAAUUACGUGAAAAGCUUGACGUCCAAGAGGAAGUCUCUCUUGAUGAUAUCCCAACACUAGUCAUUGGUGCAUGUUUUAAGGAGUUCUUGAGGACUAUGCCUGAUUGUAUAAUGCAGUCAGAUCUCUACAGUAAAUGGGUCGACACAGUCAAUAUCAAAGAUAACAAGACCAGGGUUACUGCAGUAAAAAGUAUGCUGGAGUUGCUACCAAGAUGCAAUCAAAAACUGCUGAAGUAUUUCACAAGUGUACUUUACAAUAUUCAUGAACACUCAAGUGAAAACCAAAUGACUGCUCACAACUUAGCGAUUUGCAUCGGGCCCAGUAUGCUGUACGCACCAAUGACUGAGAGUCCUGCAGUUCAAACUGAGGCUCUCGGGAAAGUCCCUAUUUGUAUACAGUUUAUGAUUGAGAAUUGUGAAGAUGUUUUCGGUAAAGACGUUUUGACCAUAUUUGGAGAGCCUCUUCUACCGUUACAAAAGACACAGCCUGAUUCAAGCACAGACUCUGACAGUAUACACAGCGUAUUGAGCAUGCAAGAAACACAGGGUUUUGGAAGAGACACGACAUCAUCGAUUGAUAGCUUCCUGGAACGUGAUAUAUGCUACAGCGAACAGGAGGGUAGUCCAAGGAUGACAAAAAAUCAUCUAUCUCCGUCAAAUCUAAGUCGAGAUUCAGGUCUAACUCUUAGUGACAAUCAAUUAUACAGCGAAGAUGGAGAUGAUGUCAUAGACAGUAUGCAUAGAAUGCCUAAACUUACACGGAGCACAACAAAUUUGGAAUUCACUAAAAGUUUGAACAAUAUGGAACGACCGACUCCACCAGUGCCUCCCCCUAGGAGACAUAAACGUCGCGUCUCAGAGCCCCCCGCCCCAGUGGAACAUAAACAUUAUUUGUCCACAGGGGCAGCAGGUACAACACUGAAUACAACAAUGAGUGCAUCACAAUUGCCAAGUAUGACAUCAUCAUUAAAUGACUCUCCAAGAGCAAAAUCAAUGCAUGCUGAAAUGAUGCCUCAUAUGAGAUUAAAAUAUCCCCAAACAAUGGCCAGCCUACAAGUCACAGAAGACACAGAGUCCCCGCAAUACCGAUUCACUGAUUUGAGAAAUCGUAAUAUGGACAUGGGAACAGUGCGUAAAUCUGCAAGUGGUGCUCGGUUAUACCUGGAUGAAACUUUAUUGCAUGACAGUGAUAUUACUCAAUUCACAAAAUCGCGAUCAUUGGAUCGUGAUUCUGGUGUAGGGAGUACCCCUAGUGCUGAUGAAGUGGAGAUGCCUACAUUUUCACCACAGUCUCGUACAUCACAGUUCAGCUCACAAAGUAGUCUCCAGUCAGAUAACUCUUUCGAUUCAACAGGAACAGGAAAUGAUUUGGAACGUCGUAUGUCUGAGCCCCCUACCCCAAGUAGUGGCGAGAACCCUUGGGAGAAAUUGCAACAACAAGAACUAGCAGGACGUCUCAUGGGGUCGACAAAUGUUAAGUUGCCUAAGCAACGAGCCCCCCUGCCUCCAACAAAGAAGGAGGAGGACACUAACCAUAGAUCUUCUUUAACAAUGCAGAUUGAGGCCAGCCCAGAACUUGUGAAAAUGCAUCAACAGCACAUGUUUAGCCCAAUCAGAGAAGACUCAGUCGAAUGCGAUGAUUUACCUCAGAAACCAUUGGCCCCACAAACCCCUAAAGCUAAAAUUCAAACCCCUCAAGUCAAAAUCCAAAAGGUUCAAAUCCAGCAAGUUCCAUCUAUGACAAUACCUGAGCCAACUGCAUCACAUGAUGUCACCCCUGUAAAAGUCACUCUCCGUGAAGUUACCCCAGUUAAAGCUAGUCCCCCUGAAUCUUCAAGUCCUCACACCACAGCCCCUGUUCCAAUGGACACAGAGAGCCACGAUGCUCCACCAAGGCCUCCUAAACCCAACCCCAGUCCUGUCUCUGUACCUGUUCCCACAAGAGUUGUCAUGAGAAGGAAUGAUGGGAGUUAUCGUCGCCGCCCAAGUUCACCUCCUCCCAGUGUACUGCUGCGUAAUCGCAUCAGCGACACCCAGGCAGGACUUCAGUCACGUGGCGCAAUGUUUUUCCAGGGUCAGCACCCCCAAUUUCAGAAACCCCAAUCAGCCCAGAACCCCAAUGUAAAGGCUAUGCCCCACCAUCUGAACUCUGACCAGUACUCUCUUGAGCGAUCCGCAAGUGACACAACCGUGAGAGAGCAAUUUGAGCAGACUCCAACAAGACCAGUGCAACGUCAUCGCUCCAGUGUGACCCCCCAGGAUUACGCCCGGCCAGCAAAACCACCAACAUAUCAAGAGGCUCUACAGCGCAAACAGAUGCUGAGUGAGAUUCCAGUGUUUCGCAUUUCGGAGGAAGAUAAGAUACGACAGAAAAUGAACAGUGCACGGGCAAGUCAGUUGUACGAGCAAUCAAUGCGACAGAUGCAGCAAAUGCAACAGCAGCAGCAAGAGAAUACAAUGAGGCACGUAGAGCCCACACACAAACAAUCUGUGCAGAACUCACAAAUAACAAAGAAUAGAACCCCUGAAUCAAACCAUGGGAAUACCCAAGCAGGCAACAGCAAUAAUCAAAUAAACAAUAUUAGGUGCAGAUCCUCACCGGAGAAAGACAAUAAUAAUACUCUGGAAAAAGAUAAUGUACAUCAUAAAAAUACCUCCAUAAAUGAGGCUAUUGAUAUUUGGGUACCAAGGAAUAGACAUAAAGCAAAACGUACCCCAAGCAUUGAAGAAAGACCUCAGAGGAAACUUAGUACAAAUCUUAAACGUAGUAAAAGUGACUCACAGGAACAUUUACACAAAGUGGGAAAAGUCAACUUAAAAAAACUAGCAUUAUUCAGUGUCAAAAAUAAAGAAAAUCAUCAAAAGGAAUCCCCUAGAUCUGCUACACCAAAAGACGCUUCAAAGUCACGGGCGACCGUUUUGAAAGUAUCGCGCAAUUCUCCACCUCAUUCAAACCUAAAUGUGCCUCAUUCUGUCAGUGUACAAAGAAGUAACAGUGAUUCUAGCUCAAGACAGCAGGACUUAAAUGAUAAAUAUAAACGCCAAAAUGACUCAAAAAUGUUUUACCUGCCAGAAGCAGAUAAAACUGGAAAUGACUCAAGAACAAUGCCCCGUAAAUCUUUGUUAAAACAGUCCCCAUCGAGGGGAUCAUCAGACAAUUUAGCAAUGACCAAAAAGGCACAAUUGAGUUGGAGUGUCGCGAAAUUACGACAGACUUAUGACACUGAUUCUGACUCAGAUUCAAAAGUGUCAUCACAUUUUUUUAAUCCUGAUCGUGAUAUGUCAAAAGCAUAUCGCACGUCUAGAGACAAUCGACAAAGUGGGCCACCCUCAUUUAUUCAGGCCCCACAUCUCUUCCAGGGGCUUCGAAAAUCACCAUCUACCUCAGACUUACCCACUAAGAAAAGUUUCAUCGAAGCAGAUAAUGGACCAGAGUCUUAUGUCUAAAUUACAAACAUAUCAUGUAUGAUAAAUCAUGUGUUCAAAAAUCAUAAGAUGAUUCUAAAAAUAUGUUUUAUAAUAAGUUGAACAUGUGACAGUCUUUGAAACACUGUUUCGUGAUAUCAAGUGGUUUUACAUACUUGUAAUUUCAUUUUAAGUCUCUCAAUAUUAGUAAAAUUAAUGAAAUGUAAAGAUCAUCCUUAAUCAGAUUUUGUGUAACUUAUUUAAAUAUACCAUACAUAACACAUCUAAUGACAAUAAGCAAUUAUUUGAUUAAUACCAUACUUUUAAAUUUUAAGGUGUAUAAUAUACAUAUUAUUUCAUAUAAAUUCUUCUGAAAAUUUUGUAAUUUAGUAUUAAAGUUUUUAUGACAAAAAUCAAAGGAGGUUUUUCAGUGCACCAAUUUAUUGUACACCUUAACAGUGAUUACAACAUCUGAUUGGUCGGCGUAUGAUCACAUGUUAAAUAAUUGUAUCAUUGAGAGUACCUCCUCUGAUUGAGUGUGGUGACAUCUGCUGGUAGUUGUUCAAUAUAUUAUAACUAGCCUUGAAUAUAAAAUACUCAAAAUGCAGUAUCUGUAAUAGUAUAGUGGUUGAAUUUCUACUCAAAAUAAAUGACGCAUUGGCAUUUAAUUGUCCAAGUUACUUCCAUGUAAAUUAUAUAUCUUUUUGAAAUUUAUGUAUUUGAAAUGUUCUUCCUUCAUCCAACUAUGGAGUACCAGUGCUAAAAAUACUGAGAUUAAGAUAUACAUAAAUACUGAUUCUAUACUGAUUUGUCAGAUAGGUCUUUUACCACUGGUACAUCAUAGCUGUCUGUUCUAUUGUGUAUGACAGAAUGUGACGUCUUCCAGUCUGCCUAUAUCUAACUACAUGUACUUUAUAUGCAUGGAGUGCAAGUUUUUUAUUAGAGUGUGCGAUAGGUUUGACUUAUGGGGACUUCCCAUGUCCAAGUUUUAUCCAGAUUUUGAUUGAUUUUGAAUUACACAAAAUGUGUGAAACGAGAUAUAAAUUUUUUUAUUUGACGUGAAAACCAGAUUGUUACUUCAAGAACUUCAAAAGUUCUACCCUGCUGAAAUGUGAUUUGACAAAGAACAUAUAUAAUAUACAAUGUAUGCAUAUAAUUAAACUAUCAUGGAAACAUGUCAUUUUAAUACUUUUUGGGACAUUUGAAGAAUGAUGUUUCACGUAGUCCUUCAAAUAUUUUACGGAAAAUGGUUAAAAACAUCCCUAAUAAUAUCAAGUUUCUUUGCAGAUUUCACCAUUACAAUUAUGACUUAUGUAACCAUAUUGUCCAAAAACAAUUGUUCAUGCAAUUUUCACAAAUUUUGCAUUUCAUAAUUUUAUCAUGUGAUACAAAAAUAUCUCGUAAGACUCUUGAACCAGCAAUUGAUAUAUCAAAUGAAUGUAAAAUUGUACAGUUUAUAUAGCCCAAAGAAAUUGAUUAAUUUGUAAAAUAUUUUUGUAUAAAAUUGAGCUAUGACAAUGAAAUACCUUUACAAACAUAUCUUCAUAAUUAACUGAUAAAACAUGGUCAUGAAAUUAAAGCAUGG
Molecule: messenger RNA, 9247 nt
Organism: Owenia fusiformis
Lineage: Eukaryota; Metazoa; Annelida; Polychaeta; Sabellida; Oweniidae
Source: the annotation of a GenBank genome assembly